AUGUCUGAUCAUCAAUUCAAACAUACAAAUGAUCAAAGAAGAGCAUCUUUAGUAUUUUCCCAAGGGAAACCAUCAUUAUAUUCCCCAAACGAUUUCAUAAAUAGUCCAUCAAGUACAAUUGAUGAAGAUGAUCAACAGCAACAAAAUGAAUCAUCAUCAUUAUUAAAUAAUCAAAAUCUUUAUCAUUAUCAAAGUAUAAAUAGAAAAUCAACAGAAUUAUUAGAAGAAGAACGUAAUUUACUACGGAAUAAUGAUUUAUAUAAUAGUGAUCAAAAUUCAGAUGAUAUUCCAGAAACUUGGGAAACUGCAAUAAAAUCAGGUUUAUUGAAAACUUCAUUCAAUUUAGAAACAAGAAGUUUAACAAAGAGUGCUGCUCCUCUUAUAGUUACUUUUCUUUUACAAAAUUCUCUUUCCCUUGCGUCAAUUUUUUCUGUGGGACAUAUUGGAAAAUCAGAAUUAGCUGGGAUUACCUUGGGUUCAAUGACUGCAAAUAUAACAGGUUUUGCUGCAAUCCAAGGAUUAACAACCUGUUUGGAUACACUUUGUUCCCAGGCUUUUGGAGCUGGGAAAUUUGAAUUAGUUGGAUUAAAUUUCCUAAGAUGUUCAAUAUUUGCUAUUACAUGUUUUUUACCAAUUUCGAUUAUAUGGAUAUUUGGUUCAGAAUUUUUAUUAAGUUUUAUAGUACCUGAUCCAGAAUUAAUUAAAAUUGCAUCAAAUUACUUGAGAGUGGUUUGUUGGGGUAUGCCAGGAUUUAUUUUUUUUGAAUGUGGGAAAAGAUUUUUACAAUGUCAAGGAAUUUUCCAUGCUUCAACAUAUGUAUUAUUAAUUUGUGCACCAUUAAACGCCUUGUUAAAUUGGGCAUUAGUUUGGAAAUUUGGAUUAGGUUAUAUUGGUGCUCCAAUUGCAAUUACAAUAAAUUAUUGGUUAAUGCCAUUAGGUUUAUUAUUUUAUACAUUAAUUUAUGAUCAAGAAACUUUGAGAUGUUGGCCAAAAGAUUUUAAAUUUGAACAAACUUUCCAAAAUUGGUCUAAAAUGAUUCAAUUAGCUUUACCUGGUGUUAUUAUGGUUGAAGCUGAAUUCCUUGGUUUUGAAAUUGUCACUAUAAUGGCUUCAAAUCUAGGUACAACAGAAUUAGCUUCACAAUCCGUGGCAUGUUCUAUAGUGGCAUUGGCUUAUCAAGUUCCUUUUAGUGUUUCAAUUGCUACUGCAACAAGAGUUGCAAAUUAUAUUGGUGCUUCAUUAACACAAAAUGGUAAAAAAUGUUGUAAAGCAUCAAUGAAUUUAGGUUUUUGGAUUGGAUUAAUUAAUUCUACAAUAAUUUGGAUUUUCAGGUAUCAAAUUACAAGUUUUUUCACAAAUGAUCAAGAAGUUAUUGAAAGAAUUGUUGGUAUUAUGCCAAUUAUGUUUAUUUAUGAAAUUGUUGAUUGUUUAAAUGCAUGUUCUGCUGGAUGUUUACGUGGUCAAGGUUUACAAAAAAUUGGAUCAUGGAUAAAUAUUUUUUCAUUUUAUAUUGUUGGAUUACCAAUUUCUUAUAUUUUAACAUUUAAAUUUAAUUGGAAUCUUUGGGGACUUUGGUCUGGUAUAUUAACUGGAUUAAUUUCAAUUUCUAUAUUACAAGCUAUAACUGUUUUCUAUUAUUGUGAUUGGGAUAAAAUUGUUGAUGAUGCUAAAAAGAGAAAUGAAGAUGUUGUAUGA
This is a messenger RNA of Hansenula ciferrii, 1695 nucleotides long. Its product is annotated as MATE family efflux transporter. Gene Ontology annotation, biological process: xenobiotic detoxification by transmembrane export across the plasma membrane. The transcript has a single exon. The record is from RefSeq and is a predicted model, not a curated record. The coding region runs from base 1 to 1695 and encodes 564 amino acids. Gene Ontology annotation, molecular function: antiporter activity; xenobiotic transmembrane transporter activity. Gene Ontology annotation, cellular component: membrane. Lineage: Eukaryota; Fungi; Ascomycota; Saccharomycetes; Phaffomycetales; Wickerhamomycetaceae.